AAAUGUCUUUGUUCAUAAAAAAUAGAUUAUAUACUUUCAAAGGUAUCCCUCUCUUGAUGAUGACUGGAAUUGACCUGUCAUCUAACCAGUUCACAGGUAACAUUCCUUUUGAAAUGGGAGAAUUGUCACAGCUUCGAUUCUUGAACUUGUCGAAUAAUUCUCUAACAGGUUCCAUUCCAAUCUCUUUUCAAAACUUGAGAAGCAUGGAGAGUUUGGAUCUUUCUCACAACAAGUUGAGAGGGAGAAUCCCUUCUGAAUUGGUUGGACUCACUUCUUUAUCUGUAUUUAGUGUUGCCUACAACAAUCUGUCAGGAAGAAUCCCAUUUGAGUGUCAAUUCUCAACUUUCACAAGCCAAUGCUAUGAGGGUAAUUCGGAACUCUGUGGAGACCCCCUGUCAAGAAACUGCUCAACCGCAAACCAACUGGAACCUGAACAUAAAGAGCAACAAAAGGACGAAAAAGAAGGAAAUAGAAUGAUUGAUCACCCUUUCUUCUUCUACGCAUUUGUAACUAUGUCCUAUGCACUCGGGUUUUGGACUUUCUUUGGGAUCCUAAUCAUUAAAAAGAACUGGAGGCACAAAUAUUUCAAAGCUGUGGAUGGAUAUAUUGAGUCUUUGUUUGAGCUACUCUCCAAGUACAGGUGAUUAUCAGAUCAAUU
This is a messenger RNA of Juglans regia (Persian walnut), 658 nucleotides long. Its product is annotated as receptor-like protein 45. Bases 3 to 644 code for a protein of 213 amino acids. The record is from RefSeq and is a predicted model, not a curated record. Gene Ontology annotation, molecular function: protein binding. Lineage: Eukaryota; Viridiplantae; Streptophyta; Magnoliopsida; Fagales; Juglandaceae. The transcript has a single exon.